Molecule: messenger RNA, 1612 nt
Organism: Colletotrichum acutatum
Lineage: Eukaryota; Fungi; Ascomycota; Sordariomycetes; Glomerellales; Glomerellaceae
Product: autophagy protein
Exons: 2
Coding region: 290-1147 (285 amino acids)
Biological process (GO): autophagy of mitochondrion; C-terminal protein lipidation; autophagosome assembly
Cellular component (GO): cytoplasm; Atg12-Atg5-Atg16 complex; phagophore assembly site membrane
Molecular function (GO): Atg8-family ligase activity
Source: RefSeq, a predicted model, not a curated record
CGCCGGACAAUCUGUAACGUCAGUCCCUCGAGCCUCCGCGCCGUGCUCCCGUCGUGCUUCGUCCGGCCUACGAAAGCAUUACCGCAUAUCUGGAAACUUCUCACCGGUCGUAUAGAAGACCCGAUCCUGCACCAAACACCACCUCCUACGAUGACUCCUUGACCCGCCUCCCACCCGCCUCUCAUCCCACCAUAUCAUCCAAACCCUCCACUCAGCCUUCCACCUCCCACUUACACCUCUACAUCCAUCCAUUUCGUAUCAUCACGAACCUCCUCCUCCUUCUACAACAAUGUCCUCCAUCCCCCAAACCCUCUGGUCCGCCCAGAUCCCCCUCCACAUAAUCCACCCCUCCGCCCCAAACACCCCGCUCGUCACCUCACUCCCGCGCUUCUCCUACCUAGCCCUCCUCGUCCCCCGCUGCUCCGCCUUCUUCCGCCACCCCGUCUCCGCCUUCCACCACGAGGACCUCCUCCUCCGCAACCUGCCCCUCGGCCUCCUCGUCGACCUCUAUCAGCCGACUUUACCCUGGCGUUUGACCGUUAGUGACGGCGAUAGCUGGGAUAUCGGCGACACCUUUCUCAACUGCGUCAAAGAGGCAGAUUUCGUCCGUUACGGCAACGCAAAACGCAUAAUGUCCCUCUCCAAAGCAGACACCUCAUCCCUCUGGAACGCAGUCCAAGACAACGACUACGCCUCCUUUGCAAAAAUAAACGCCCUCCUCCUCAACGCCCCGACCCCCCUCCGGAACGUGCCCCUGCGCGUCUACAUCCCGUCCUCGCCCCCGCCCGGGACCGGUAGCAACACCGUCACAAACACCAACACCACAUCGCCACCACCAACCUCACAACAGGUACCUCCAGCAACAUCACCAGCACCAGCACCAGCAGGAGACACCCCAGGGCCGGGCGCCUUCAAAGUCCUCCAAACCCUCAUCCCCCCCGUCAUCCCCGGCACCCGCACACGCCAGACCCUAGGCCGCGCGCUGCAGUCCCACCUGCCCAGCUUAUUCCCCUCCAGCCGGGACCCGGUCCUCGCCAACGUCGUGCUGCACGGCUCGCCCGUGCCGUUUUCGGCACCGUUGGAGGAUCUGAUGCGCGAGGCGGCGUAUCCGGAUGGUUGGCUCUGUUUGGCUGUCGUGUUGCUGUGAAAGAGAGAACGAGAAAUGGGGUGGGGGUGACUGGGUACCGGUACUGGAGGUAGACUCGGCGUGGAUGGGCAUCUUAUGGCUUCAGGCUAGGGCUGGAGUUCAUGGAGUACGGUUUUGUUAGUGGAAUCUAGGAGAUGAGAAAUUCGGUGGUUAUGAUCAACCGCAUGGGUUAUGUGCCCAUAAAGAUAUCGGAACUUUACGGAGAGAUGAUUAAAAUCUUUCGUGGAAUUCAUUCGACUGAAAAUGCGAGCUGCACUCCAAACAUCUCCAUUAAGCACAGCAGCCAAUAUUCGAGCCUCUCCUUUUUCCGCGCGACAGAUUGUAAGGGUUGACUCUUGAAACCUGCAUAUAGCGCAUCUGUUGUGUCUUCUACAUCUGCCGUCAUAACACUCGACGGCCACAAGUUCUUAGUUGGAAGACAUAGGUACAGAACAGAGGGGAACUCAUUAUGUUUUGGAACCAUGA